Messenger RNA from Zophobas morio, 2289 nucleotides. RefSeq names its product cap-specific mRNA (nucleoside-2'-O-)-methyltransferase 2 (gene aft). NCBI's taxonomy places the organism in Eukaryota, Metazoa, Arthropoda, Insecta, Coleoptera, Tenebrionidae. Bases 39 to 1877 code for a protein of 612 amino acids. The record is from RefSeq and is a predicted model, not a curated record. Gene Ontology annotation, cellular component: nucleus; cytoplasm. Gene Ontology annotation, molecular function: methyltransferase cap1 activity. The transcript is spliced from 5 exons. Gene Ontology annotation, biological process: 7-methylguanosine mRNA capping.
UACACAUCCGGCGUACAUAACCUCAAAAAUGCCCCAAAAUGAAUAAAUCCAAGAAAACCAAGCACCUCUUCGACAAAAAAAUCGACUUCGAGAAAACCGAAGCCUUGGAAUUACCACAAGAAGCCUACGGGUGCAGCAAGUGGUCACUACCCUCCUUCCAAGCGGAGAAAGAAAACCUCAACAAAACCAAAAGUUUGCUCAACCAGUUUGAUCUGGAGGAGUGGUCCCGGCACACCAAACACCGGGACCCCUCGAGCUACAUCAUUCGCUUCGUCAAACAAAAAUUCCAGCCGGAGCUUGUAACCCAAGCGUGGUGUAAGUUCUACGAGUGUCUCUGCAGCUACCCCAUCAUCCCCAAAGACGCCAUCAGCAGCGGCCGCUUCUCCAGCGUGCACCUAUGUGAGGCCCCAGGGGCCUUCGUGAGCGCUUUGAACCACUUCAUGGCAAGCCACGACUUGGGGCUGCAGUGGGAGUGGUACGCGAAUUCGCUGAAUCCGGACUAUGAAGGCAACUCGCUCCAGGAGAUGAUUCCAGACGACCGGCUGGUGAGGCACACCUAUCAGAAUUGGUACUUUGGGACCGACUGGACUGGGAAUAUCACCAAGUACCACAACCAUGUGGGUUUGUUGGAAAAAGUUCGCGAAAAAGUGUGGUUAGUUACGGCAGAUGGCAGCAUUGAUUGUAGUUUGGACCCCGGGAAUCAAGAGGCGUGUGUCGAGUUUCUCCACUACUGUGAAACGAUGACGGCUUUAUCGAUACUCAGAAACGGUGGGACGUACGUUUUGAAAAUUUUUACCGCGUUUGAGGACUCCACCAUCUGUCUUUUGUUUUUGUUGAACGUGGUUUUUCACAAAGUUUCCGUUUUUAAGCCAGCGUCGUCCAAAAGUGGCAACUCUGAAGUGUAUGUAGUUUGUCAGGAGUAUAAAGGGGGUGCGGUUUUGGAACCGCUUUGGGACAAAUUGAUGUCGCCUUACAAACUCGGGCACUUUGACGAUAAGUCGAUGUUCGACUUGAACGAAAUCGACAAAGAAUUUCUAAAUCAGCUCUUACGAGUCACUACAUAUUUUAAAAAGAAACAGAUAGAGAGAAUCAGCGAUAAUAUAAGUAAUUUUAAAAACGAAUCAAAAACAGAAGCCGGGAAAGUCCACCAGAUCAAAGUGUACGUCGCGAAUAGAUACAUACACAAGUACGGACUCAAAAGCAUUCCACUACAGUACAAACUGGUGAAAAAUGUAGACGUAUCUCAGUUUUUACCAAUUGAUUUCAAAAAACUGGAUUUCGUCGACCGGGUGUGUAAGAUUGAGGUUAGAAAUUUGGUUGCGGUAAGCGUAACGGGCGAUAUUUUAGACAUAAAAAUAGGAGAGAGGAUAAAUGAAGUGAAAAGUUCACGUUUUUGCAAAAAAGAACUCUUACUUAAGUUUACACUAAGCAACAAAAGCAAAAAUGAUUCUUUUUUGUACCAAUGUGUCCAUAAAAUUUUAUCUCAUAGUACGACUGUAAUCAAUUUUGAUCACUGUAAUUUUAGCACGUAUAGCGAAUUCCAAAGAUAUAUUUUUUAUAGGAUUUUAAACUCUAGUGGUUGCAAUUUUGUCUUCGUCAAAAUUCCUUUUGUUACGAAUUUUUUGGCAGGGUUGAUGUUCGUUUUAAUAUCUUCGUACGACAAAGUGUACGUGCAUAGAAGCGGUUUUAUGGUUGUGGCGGACUACACAGGACGUAGUUUUGAAAGAGCUAAACAACUUUUGGAAAUUGUGGAACGAAAGUAUGCUUCGUGCGAGUUUCCUUGUGAUAUUUUUCAGAUCUUGUCACCUAGUUUGUUAUACAACACUUAUUUUGAAUUUCUGUGGAAUUAUAACAAUCUUGUGUUAUCGAAAAUCUAGAUAUUUUUGCACUUUUGUGGUAAAUAAAGCUCCAAAUAUUUUCUAAUCCAAUUUAUUCAUUAAAAUAAAGACAAAGCUCCUCGAAAUCGCACUGAAUAUAAUAAAUGGAAUCGGUAAAAACAAAGACACCAUACGAAUGGCUUCAUGUUUACGCUACCUGUCAUUACACGUUAUAAAUAAUUUAAAUAUUGACGUUAAAAUCUAUACAACCUAUUCCUACAGAUCUACGCCUAUGGUCAGUUAAGUCAUAACAAUUACAACACUAUAAAAGAAGAAAUUUCCAGUGGCAGCUUGAUAAAUGCCUAAGUCAUGUGAAUGAACAAUCGCACCCUGGGCCGGGCCGUGCACAGAUCGGAGUGUUUUCGCAAAUGCUCUUUUCCAAAUAGAUUCUUUUUCGUAAACACAACACAAG